Soboliphyme baturini is the source of this 531-nucleotide messenger RNA. NCBI's taxonomy places the organism in Eukaryota, Metazoa, Nematoda, Enoplea, Dioctophymatida, Soboliphymatidae. The record is from the annotation of a GenBank genome assembly.
AUGGGACGGGUUUUCCGUGAGGAGCUUGUACGGGAGUUUUUUAAAGCUAUUCAAAAAGGCGAUCUGGAAAGUGCCCAGAUCCAUGCCGAAAAUGCGAUUCGAAAAAAGAAUGAGGCUCUGAACUACAUGCGAAUGAGCUCCCGUAUUGAUGCCGUGUCAGCCAGGGUGCAGACCGCGAUCACAACGAAGAAAGUAACACAGUCUAUGGCUGGCGUUGUCAAAACCAUGGAUGCCGCAAUGCGAUCGAUGAACUUGGAGAGAGUUUCGCAAUUAAUGGACAACUUUGAAACGGAAUUCCAGAACUUAGAUAUUCAGUCAGCUACGAUGGAAAACGCGAUGUCGGCUACAAGCACUUUAAACACACCUCAAGAACAAGUGGACAAGUUAAUGCAACAAGUUGCUGAUGAAGCCGGACUCGAACUUAACAUGGAGUUACCAACUGGCCAAGUCAGUGCUGUGGGUACUUCUACACAAGCGUCUGUUGAACAGGACGAACUUUCUCAGCGUCUCGCUAAGCUUCGGCAAAUGUAG